ACCCACAAAAUGUUCAAAAGGGGGGAGGGGGCUGUGUGAAAGGUUGCAUUUGAAUACCUCUUCCUGUGCAGAGGAGCAGGGUUUGUCUCCAAUUUCCUAGCAGCCUCAGGACCACAGAAGAAGGUCUGGCACUGAAUGUAGGAAAGGUGUCCUUAAAGGAAGAAAUGAAUGCUGUCAAGGAAGAACAGAACCUUUUAGAAACAAGACAAGAACCACCUUUGAUUAAGAAGAAGGCUGAUGAAGAUGACUUUAAACCAGAAGAGGAGAAUAUGACAAAGGAAAUGGAAGAAGGCCCCCAGCAGGAAAGUCCCAAACAAGCAGGAAUGGUCCUGGAAAUCACCAAAAAAGAGACUUGCUUGUGCCAUGACCAGAAAGAAGCUCCUCAGACCCAAGAGCGCUUCCUAUGUGAGCAAGAAACCCAUUCAGAUGAGAUCCCUGUUGAUGUUCCUCAUACGAAUGACCUCAGCGUAACCACAAUGGACCAGGUUAUUCAGAAACAUGGGAACGAUGAGACAAGCUCUCAGUGUGGACAGAGUUUCAGUGUGAGCCCACCUCCGAAAACCAACCCCGGAGAGAAGCGCUACAAAUGCUUGUACUGUGGGAAGGGCUUUGCGGUGAGAUCAGGCCUCACUGCUCACGAGAGAACCCACACGGGUGAGAAGCCGUACACGUGUUCAGACUGCGGGAAGAGCUUUAGCGUGAGCUCCAGCCUGAAGGCCCACCGGAGGACCCACACCGGAGAGAAGCCGCACGAGUGUUCGCACUGUGGGAAGCGGUUCUCCGUGAGCUCGACCCUCAAGAAGCACUACCGGACGCACACGGGCGAGAGGCCCUACGAGUGCUUGGUCUGCGGGGUGAACUUCCGCCAGAUCGGCAGCCUGAAAGCUCACCAAAAAAUCCACACAGGAGAAAAAUCCUGUGAGUGCUCUGUCUGCGGGCUGGGUUUUAGCGAGCUCUCCGUCCUUUUCUCCCAUUAUAGGACCCACACGGGGGAAAAACCCUACAAGUGCUCCGAGUGCGGCAAGAGCUUCUACCAGAAACAGGGGCUUGCUCUGCACCUGAAGAUGCACUUCGGGGAGCGGCCGUAUAAAUGCUCCGAGUGCGGGAAAAGCUUCAGCGUGAGCUCACGCCUUAAGAAGCACCAGUUGAUCCACACAGGAGAGAGACCCUUCCAGUGUCAGCAGUGCGGGAAAAGCUUUUGCUCGAGCACGGAUCUCAUCAUCCACGAGAGAGCCCACGCCGGGGACAAGCCCUAUCAGUGCUCUUUUUGUGGGAAAAGGUUCUGCCGUACCUCGGAGGUGGUCAGCCACGAGAGAAUCCACACAGGGGAGAAACCCUACAAAUGCCUGGAGUGUGGGAAGAGCUUCAGCGUCAGCUCGCGGCUGAGUACACACAAGAGAGUUCACACAGGGGAGCGGCCGUUCAAAUGCUCGCAGUGUGGAAGGACUUUCACCUACAAGGCCCACCUGGUUGCCCACGAGAGGAUCCACACGGGAGAGAGGCCGUACACAUGCUCAGUGUGCGGGAAGACCUUUCGGGUGCGCGACUGCCUCAUGGUACAUGAGAGAAUCCACACCGGGGAGAAGCCUUUCAAAUGCUUAGACUGUGGCAAAAGCUUCCGGAACAGCUCUUCUCUGGUCCAGCACCAAAGAAUACACGCAGAACGGAACAAAAGUAGAAGAGACAGGAGUAGACAACAGUCCCCUUUGACCCAAGAGAGAGAAGAAAUGUCUUCGAAAGAGGAGGAGGAAGAGGUGGCUAUACCCUUGGCUCCCCAUGAAUAUUUUCCGGUCAAGAAGACAGUGGACCAACAACACCCCACAAGUCCCUUGGGACAUGGAGAUGCCUCGGAGGGCAUGGAAAUGAUGAGCAACCAUGUGGUGAAAAAGGAAGACAUGGUGACGUUGGCAACAUCUUGUCCAGAACCAAAUCGCCCACAUCUCCUGGACACUCCGCAUUCGGACGAUAUAUACCUGACGCCCGCUGAGAAGGCCAUCAUUAGCCAUCCGGGGAAAUGGAUAUCUCGUCUCCUCCCAGGCCUCAAGGAGGAAGGGCAGAGGCUAUUUGAGGAGCGGGAGGCAGGGGACUACGGGAAGGUGAAGGCAGCUAUUUUGAAGGUGGACGCCAUCGGCACUGAGGUCCAGCGGCAGCACUUCCGGCUGUUUCAAUAUAAGGAGGCCGACGGGCCCCGCGAAGCCUGCAGCCGGCUCUGGUUCCUUUGCCAUCGGUGGUUGAAGCCCGAGCGGCACACCAAGGAGCAGAUCCUGGAGCUGUUGAUCCUGGAGCAGUUCUUGGCCAUCCUUCCUCCAGAGAUCCAGAAUUGGGUCAAAGACGGCUGCCCGGAGACCUGUGCCCAAGCGGUGACUUUGGCGGAGGAGUUUCUGCUGAAGCCACGAGAGGCGGAGAGGCCAACACAGCAGGUGCCAGGAUCUCUUGAAGAGCCAAUCGGGAGCUCUCCUGUGGUGGACAAAGCGCCGUUGGAAGCCAACCAAGAAGUGGACCAGGAGGUCAAGCAAGAGACCGUUAUGGAUGGCAUCUCCAUGGCUCAGCUAUGUGUGAGCGAAAAAAAUGUGGGAAGUCCCCAGCCCCAAAAAGGCGAACAUGAGGAACUCAGUGGAGCACCUGAGGGAGCUGUUGAAGAAAAGUUUCCUUUCUUCUGUGAACAGAAAGAUGUGUUUGAAAGUCAACCAAGACCAGAGAAACAACAUCCUAAGAAGCUCCCAAGGAAGAAGCCCCCCAAAUUGGUUCCCUUGGAGGGUGGCUACAAAGAUCUCCCGCUAACCAUGAAAGAGAACGAAACUAACAAUGGUGAGGCAUCCAUGAAAGUCAUAGUUUGCGAAGAAACCAUCGGUCAGGGUUCGGAUUCAGCCGGAGAGAAGAUUCACCGGUGUUCGGUGUGUGGCAAGUGUUUCAGUCUCCGUUCGCGCCUUAUAGUCCACGAACGAACCCACACUGGGGAGAAGCCCUAUACCUGCUCCGAGUGUGGGAGAAGCUUCAGUGUGAGCUCGAGCCUGAUCGCACAUAGGCGAACCCACACGGGAGAGAAGCCCUACAAGUGUACGCACUGCGCCAAGAGCUUCAGCGUGAAGUCAGGCUUGAUCGCCCACGAGCGGACCCACACUGGGGAGAAGCCCUACAAAUGCUUGUACUGCAGCAAAAGCUUCCGCCGCAAUUCGGGCCUCGUGAGCCACCAGAGGAUCCACACCGGGGACAAACCCUACCAGUGCUCCGUAUGCGAGAAAAGCUUCAGCGACAUCUCCAACCUCAUCACACACCAUCGGAUCCACACUGGGGAGAAACCGUACAAAUGCCUGGAGUGCGGGAAGAGCUUCAGCCAGAGCUCGUACCUCAACAGCCACCAGAGGAUCCACACGGGGGAAAAGCCGUACGAGUGCGCCGAAUGCGGCAAGACCUUCAGCGUCAGCUCCCGCCUCCGGAAACACCAGCGGAGCCACACGGGGGAGAGGCCGUUUAUAUGCUUGGACUGCGGGAAAACAUUUAGCGAAAGCUCAGACCUCCUCACUCACGAGAGGGCGCACACCGGGGAGAAACCUUAUCGGUGUUCUUUCUGCGGGAAGAGCUUCUUGCGCAGUUCGGAGGUCGUCAGCCACGAGAGGAUCCACACCGGGGAGAAACCGUAUCAUUGCGGGGAGUGUGGGAAAAGCUUCAGCGUGAGCUCGCGGCUCAGCGCCCAUCGGAGGAUCCACACCGGGGAGAAGCCCUUCCAGUGCAUGGUGUGCGAGAGGAGCUUCAGUUACAAAUCUCACCUCAUCACGCACCAGAGAAUACACACCGGAGAGAAGCCCUUCCAGUGCUCGGUUUGCGGGAAGAGUUUCCGGGGCAGCUCCAGCCUCGUUGCCCACGAGCGGACACACACCGGCGAAAAGCCGUACCGGUGUUUGGACUGCGGGAAGAGCUUCACUCAAAGCUCAAACCUUAUCAGUCACCAGAGGAUCCACGGAGAAGGGAAUUCCUGAAAAUGAAUUUCCAGAGAUUAGCAUAUAUACUCGUGUAUAAGUCGACCUCGUAUAUAAGUCGAGGGCAGGUUUGGGGCCCAAAUUAUGGAUUUUGCAAGGACCUACAGAUAAGUUGAGGGUCAUUCUUUGGAGAGGGUAAGCACCAAUGCGAUCUACCUCUAGACCAGGGGUCCCCAAACUUUUUAAACGGGGCCAGUUCACAAUCCCUUAGACCACUAGAUGGCCGGACUAUAGUUGGCCACCAAGCAAUAAUAAUAAUAAUAAUAAUAAUAAUAAUAAUAAUAAUAAUAAUAAUAAUAAUAAUAAUAAAAAAGAGGGUUGGAAGAGACCCCUUGGGCCAUUUAGCCCAACCUCCUUCUGCCUUCGUGCACCAAAAGCCCAAGCAAAGCACCCCUUUUACAAGGAGUUUUCUCCGUGUCUCUCUGAGUCCGUUAUCAGUGCACCGAAGCACCUCCUCACAUUCCACAUUCCAUGAAAUAUCUUCUGGUUUGUGUAGCACACAAACGGAAGCCUUCUGGCAAUCAAUCAGUGCUCGCUGCAGUUAACCUCUUGACUGCUGGAAUGCUUGCCGAAACAAAUCCACACACUUACAUAGCAACAAUGGAUUAAACAUUUCAUUACAAUACCACCAAAACAAUAACAGAAGAGACCACUUGGGCCAUUUAAUCGAACCCCUUUCUGCCUUUGUGCACCAAAAGCACAAGCAAAGCACCUCUGACAGAUGGCCUUCCAGCCUCAAUGUUAAUAAUAAUAAUAAUAAUAAUAAUAAUAAUAAUAAUAAUAAUGGGGUGGAAGGAACCCCUUGGGCCAUUUAGUCCAACCCCCUUCUGCCUUUGUGCUGUGGGGGCCGGUUAAAUGGCUUUGAUGUGCCGCAAGUGGCCUGCGGGCCAUAGUUUGGGGGUAAGGAGAGAAGGCACGAUCAUCAAGUUUGCAGACGACACAAAACUGGGAGGGAUAGCUAACACUCCAGAAGACAGGAGCAGAAUUCAAAACGAUCUUGACAGACUAGAGAGAUGGGCCAAAACUAACAAAAUGAAGUUCAACAGGGACAAAUGCAAGAUACUUCACUUCGGCAGAAAAAAUGGCAAUCAAAGAUACAGAAUGGGGGACGCCUGGCUUGACAGCAGUGUGUGCGAAAAAGACCUUGGAGUCCUCGUGGACAACAAGUUAAACAUGAGCCAACAAUGUGAUGCGGCUGCUAAAAAAGCCAAUGGGAUUCUGGCCUGCAUCAAUAGGGGAAUAGCGUCUAGAUCCAGGGAAGUUAUGCUCCCCCUCUAUUCUGCCUUGGUCAGACCACACCUGGAAUACUGUGUCCAAUUUUGGGCACCACAGUUGAAGGGAGAUGUUGACAAGCUGGAAAGCGUCCAGAGGAGGGCGACUAAAAUGAUUAAGGGUCUGGAGAACAAGCCCUAUGAGGAGCGGCUUAAAGAGCUUGGCAUGUUUAGCCUGCAGAAGAGAAGGCUGAGAGGAGACAUGAUAGCCAUGUACAAAUACGUGACGGGAAGUCAUAGGGAGGAGGGAGCAAGCUUGUUUUCUGCUGCCCUGCAGACUAGGACACGGAACAAUGGCUUCAAACUACAGGAAAGGAGAUUCCACUUGAACAUCAGGAAGAACUUCCUCACUGUGAGGGCUGUUCGACAGUGGAACUCUCUCCCCGGCGCCGUGGUGGAGGCUCCUUCCUUGGAGGCUUUUAAGCAGAGGCUGGAUGGCCAUCUGUCGGGGGUGCUUUGAAUGUGAUUUCCUGCUUCUUAGCAGGGGGUUGGACUAGAUGGCCCAUGUGGUCUCUUCCAACUCUACUAUUCUAUGAUUCUAUGAUUCUAUGACCCCUGGUCUAUUUUUCCGUGUCAUUUUUCCGUUUGCCCAUUCAAUAAGGCCAGAAGCGAUAACAAGGUGGAGAGGGUAGGGAGGAUUGGUACUUCUUUUAGGUUUUCCCAGGAUGAAUUAAGUUCUUGUCUUUCACCACUUCACUUACAGAAGAGGAUGGUUCCUUUGUUGAUACGAGUCAAUGUUCAGCACUGACGUUGACCAACGGAUAAAACAUCCCAAGUUUUUUACUAAAGUUUCUAGACUUACACAUGAGUAUAUAGCAGAUAUGGGUAAACUUUGGCCCUCUGGGUGUUUUGGACUCCAACUCCCACCAUUCCUAACAACCUCAGGCCCCUUCCUUUUCCCCCUCAGCCGCUUAAGCGGCUGAGGGGGAAAAGGAAAGGGCCUGAGGCUGUUAGGAAUGGUGGGAGUUGAAGUCCAAAACACCUGGAGGACCCAAGUUUGCCCAUGCUUGACUUGGACUGUGCCAUGUCAGGCUGUCCUCUUGUUAACUGUGUAAAUGGGCCAAAAGUCUGGGGUGGGUGGGUGCUUUUCUAAAAAGAAAUAAAAAAUAAAAUAUAGAGAGAUUGAGAAUCAAUUACAUGGAGGAAUCUUUGUUUCAUCAGUCUAGAAAAUGUGGGACACGGGUGGGUGAGAUUGCAAACCAGAAAAGAGGACGUACCUCUGGGAGGGGAAGACUUUUCCAUGUCUCUGGGAUCUUAUGGGUCAUAAUUUUUUUUUUGCUCAGUUUUGUUUUUGAAAGGGAAAUGAAUGUCAAGAUGGCCAAUGGCAACACUCACACUUACCUCCAACAGGCAAGAGAUCUUUAUCCCACCCUGGACAUUAUUCCACAGAUAUAUAAACCCCACUUGACUAGUUUCCAACAGACCUCACAACUUCUGAGGAUGUCUAUCAUAGAUGUGGGUGAAACAUCUUCUGGAAUAUGGCCAUACAGCCCGGAAAACUCACAGCAAUCCAAUGUCGACAUGGUCCCCAAAGUCAUCACUCACCACAGAUCACAUACAAGCCCUAGAGUUGGAAGACACCUCAGCUGCCAUCCAGUCCAUUCUCUAUGCAGGAAGACACAAUCUAAGCACUCCAGACAGAUGGCCACUCAGUCCGUGUUUAAAGACCUCAUAAGAUCCUUCCACACUGUUUAUCCCAGGUUAUCUCGUAGUAGGGACUCCUAUAUCCCAGUUUAAAGCAAAUAAUCUGGGAUCAGAUCCUGGGAUAAAGGGCAGUGUAGGAGAGCCCUGCUACACUCCAAAGCACUGUUUUGAUACUCAAAAGACCUCAUCCCAUCAUAAAGUUCCUCCUAAUAUUUAGGUGGAAUCUCUUCCUGUAGUUUGUGGGUGAACUACAACUCCCAGAAGGGAAGGUCAGUUCCCCCCAAACCCCUCCAGUAAUCAAAUUUCGGUAUAUCAGGUAUGUGUGCCAAGUUUGGUCCAGAUCCAUCAGUUUUUGGGUUCACAGUGCUCUCUGGAUGUAGGUGAACUACAACUCCCCCCCAAAUCAAGGUGAAUUUUCCCCAAAGACCUCCAGUAUUUUUUGCUGGUCAUGGGAGUUCUGUGUGCCAAGUUAGUUCCAGGUCCAUCAUUGGUGGAGUUCAGCGUGCUCAUUGAUUGCAGGUGAACUAUACAUCCCAGUACCUACAACUCCAAAAUGUCCAAGCCAAUUCCCCUCAAAACCCAACAGUAUUCAAAUUUGGACAUAUUGGAUAUGCUUGCCAAGUUUGGUCCAGAUCCAUUGUUAUUUGGGUUCAUAGUGCGCUCUGGAUGUAGGUGAACUACAACUCCUAUAAAUCCCUCCAAAGACCCCCAAUAUUUUUUGAUGUUCAUGGGUGUUCUGUGUGCCAAGUGAGUUCCAGGUCCAUCAUUGGUGGAGUUCAGAGUGCUCUAGGAUUGCAAAUGUACUAUACAUCCCAGUACUUACAACUCCUAUAAAUCAUGGUGAAUUCUCCCUAAACCUCUCCAAUAUGUUCAGUUCCUGAUCAAUUCUUGUUUGCUGUGCGCCAUAGAGAAGAAUGGGAAAGGGUUAUAUGAGAGGCAGUGGGCGGGGUCAUGCAAAUUCCAAACCAAUGGAGAGAGAAGGCAACACUGGGAUGUCUGUGGUGGAGGAAACACAUAAAAUCUAGGGUGAAAUUGUCCCCAUCUGAAACCUUCACUUGGGUAGUGGGAAGUAUGGUGUCUGUGGAGGACAUUGGCCGGGCUCUUGGAGAUGUUUACGCCACUCGCUAUAACCAACAAUGUCAUUGGAGGGAGGGCCAUUGGUGUCUCCUGAGUAGUGGCAGCUACAGCUAUUUGUGGAAGUGGGUGCCUGUCUGCAUAAGUAGACACCCCAGCCACACACAUACACAUAUAUUUUCAUUUUUAUGUGUAAAGUAUAUAUAGAAUAUUUCUCUGAUUUUUGUUUUGCUGGUUGCUUGAAUUCAAAUAUAGUCUACUGUAUUUGACAGGAUGUCCUACUGAAGAUGGAGUAUGAUUGCUUUCUGCUGAUCUAGAGAUUCAAGUUGCAGGAAAAAACAAAAUCAGUGACAGUGUUGCAUUUUAAUUAAAUUACACUAUAAGGA
This is a messenger RNA of Anolis carolinensis (green anole), 8352 nucleotides long. Its product is annotated as zinc finger protein with KRAB and SCAN domains 7-like. The transcript has 6 exons. Gene Ontology annotation, molecular function: DNA-binding transcription factor activity, RNA polymerase II-specific; RNA polymerase II cis-regulatory region sequence-specific DNA binding. The record is from RefSeq and is a predicted model, not a curated record. Lineage: Eukaryota; Metazoa; Chordata; Lepidosauria; Squamata; Anolidae. Gene Ontology annotation, biological process: regulation of transcription by RNA polymerase II. The coding region runs from base 165 to 3977 and encodes 1270 amino acids.